Messenger RNA from Girardinichthys multiradiatus, 2794 nucleotides. RefSeq names its product dihydrolipoamide branched chain transacylase E2 (gene dbt). The transcript has 12 exons. NCBI's taxonomy places the organism in Eukaryota, Metazoa, Chordata, Actinopteri, Cyprinodontiformes, Goodeidae. Bases 287 to 1633 code for a protein of 448 amino acids. The record is from RefSeq and is a predicted model, not a curated record. Gene Ontology annotation, molecular function: lipoic acid binding; acetyltransferase activity. Gene Ontology annotation, cellular component: mitochondrion; cytoplasm.
GAGAAGACAGAUGGCGGCGGUGACCAGAGGAUCCUUCAACGCUCUCAGACGUCUGCGUCCUGUGGGAAAUGAGGGUACCGAUUACAGCAGUGGGUCCUGGAAGAGGAACCUGUGACAGAACUGGAGGCCUUCCUGUAGAGGAAAUCAUCCAUGAUCUGGAGUAGGAAGGAUUGUCAUUCUGACCAAGCUGACCCAGCAGUACCGCCGGCGCUGUUUCCAGCCACAGAACCUCCAAUUCAGCAGGAACCUGAAGCCGCUGGCCUCCAGAUGGGACACAUCCCUGCAGAUGUUCGGCAGCAGGACGCUGCGCACCGCUGUUGCGUGGCGAGGACCCAUUGUCCAGUUCAAGCUGUCAGACAUCGGAGAGGGAAUCAUGGAGGUGACGGUUAAGGAAUGGUACGUGAAGGAGGGGGACAAAGUGUCUCAGUUUGACAGCAUCUGUGAGGUCCAGAGCGACAAAGCUUCUGUCACCAUCACCAGCCGCUAUGACGGCGUCAUCAGGAAACUGUACUACGACGUAGAUGGCACCGCGCUGGUGGGCAAACCACUUGUUGACAUCGAGACUGAGUCUGGAUCAGAGCUGAGUCAGGAGGAGGACGUAGUGGAGACACCCGCCAUGGCCCGGGAGGAGCACACCCACCAGGAGAUCAAAGGUCACAAGACCCAGGCCACGCCUGCUGUCAGGCGCCUCGCCAUGGAGAACAACAUAAAGCUCAGUGAGGUGGUGGGGACGGGGAAGGAUGGACGGAUCCUGAAGGAGGACAUCCUGAACUUUCUGGCAAAGCAAACUGGAGCCAUCUUACCUCCAACUCCACUCUUCCACGAGAUUCAGACCCCUGGCCCCGACCCCAGUACUCCUGCUGCCACGCCUAUGAGCAUUCCAGCUGGAGUUAAACCUACACCCACAGCCCCCAAACCUGUUUUUUCCGGAAAGGAUGUGAUGGAGCCACUCAAAGGUUUCCAUAAAGCCAUGGUGAAGACUAUGACGGCAGCGCUAAAGAUUCCUCACUUUGGCUACUGUGACGAGGUGGAUCUGAGCCGCCUGGUGCUUCUGAGAUCAGAACUAAAGACCACUGCAGAGAGACGUGGGGUCAAACUCAGUUACAUGCCCUUCUUCAUCAAGGCUGCCUCCCUCGGCCUCCUUCACUUCCCGAUCCUGAACUCCUCGCUGGACGAAGGCUGCCAGAACCUUAUCUACAAGGCCUCUCACAACAUCGGUCUGGCCAUGGACACCAGUCAGGGUCUGCUGGUUCCCACUGUGAAGAAUGUUCAGUUGCUCAGUGUGUUCGAGAUCGCUCAGGAGCUGAACCGUCUGCAGGCACUGGGAGCGGCCGGACAAUUGGGAAAGUCUGAGCUGAAUGGGGGAACCUUCACUCUGUCCAACAUCGGAUCGAUCGGAGGGACGUACGCCAAACCUGUCAUUCUUCCUCCAGAGGUCGCCAUAGGAGCGCUGGGAAAAAUCCAGGUUCUACCACGGUUUGACACUGCCGGUCAGGUGACCCGAGCUCACAUCAUGAAGGUCAGCUGGUCGGCGGACCAUCGCAUCAUUGACGGCGCAACCAUGUGUCGCUUCUCCAACAUUUGGAGGGAGUACCUGGAGAAUCCGGCCAGCAUGGUGCUGGACCUCAAAUAGACAGUUGAGAACCCAUCUGGACCUGGAUCUGGGAGGAUGAAACGCCAACCCAACUCUCCCAACGGUCCUGCCCAUCCACCACCUUCACUUCCUGUUUCUGUCUGAGGCCUUCCUGUCUGCUCCGUAGCUUCCUUGUUGCCUUUGAGCAGGACCCUGGGGGGAGGGUUCAGCCUGCCAGUCACAGGGUUACCAUGACGUCCAAACACGGACGCCUGUCGUCGGUCUGGUUGGAAAGAUGAAGUCAGAAUAUUUCCCAAACCAUCGCCUUUACAGAACCAUCUGACAGAGGAGAUGACUACCAGUCCACCUGAGUACUUCCUGCAGGUGUUUGUUCUGAAGCUCUGGAUCUGAUAAUUGUGUCUCAGUGUGUUCUAGAUCUGUGGGAUUUAGUUUUGUGAAUUUUGCAUCAGAGAAUUCUGGAUCUGUGUAUACUGGACUAGCUCAUUAGGAGCAACAGAAACUGACUGAGAUCUGGUCCAGAUCAGGUUCUCGACACAACAAGGAGUCAGAUUUACCUGUUAAAGUUCACUACUUGGGUUUCCAGAAGAAAGUAGGUCAGUAACAAUCUGCUCCAAAGCCAAGUUCUGUCCAUCACAUGACCUGACCAGCUGAUGUUUCAGGCUCCGCCCCCUUCUGUUACAGUGAAACAGCUGGGAGAUCAUGUGAUCCAGCUGAUUGAAUUAAAGCAGUGGUGUCCCAAGUUGUCCUGCAUGUAUUAGAUGUUGUCCUUCAAAAGGUCACAUGCUGAUGAGGUCAUUCAGCCGUUUGAUCAGCGCUGUUGGAGCAUGGACACGUCUGAAACAUGCAGGACCAGGAGUCGGACCUCCAUGGAAUAAAGAGUCAGAUGUUGUUUGGACCUGACACUGGUUUUUCCAGCAGCCUCAGAAGGACCCUGAACACCUCAGAAUCACUCUAGAGAAGGACACAGAUGUCACAGAUUAGAAAAGCUGUCAGGAAUCGAAUAUGCUCCAGAACCAGAGCUGCAGACUUCUCUCUCCAUAUUCAGAUGGUCUCUGAUGUAGAAUGCUGGUAGCUGCUGGGUGAAGGUUUAGUCUCCCAGGUUCCUGCUCUGUGUGGUUGGUAGCCUCAGAUUAAAUGUGGAGGUUUUUUAUGUUCCUGAGUCUGCAGGAUGAUCUGAAUAAAGCUGACGUGCACAAAUCA